Molecule: messenger RNA, 1308 nt
Organism: Folsomia candida
Lineage: Eukaryota; Metazoa; Arthropoda; Collembola; Entomobryomorpha; Isotomidae
Exons: 1
Coding region: 1-1308 (435 amino acids)
Biological process (GO): deoxyribonucleotide biosynthetic process
Cellular component (GO): cytosol
Molecular function (GO): ribonucleoside-diphosphate reductase activity, thioredoxin disulfide as acceptor
Source: RefSeq, a predicted model, not a curated record
AUGGCGAUGAUUAAUAAAUAUUCAAGUCCAUCAAUUCGCGGGCAAGCCGAUCUUUUCAGUUUGCCUGCGACCGAUACCACCGUCGAAUCGAGCUUUUUCGCCGAAUAUAAACCAGUGGUUAAUAUUCAGGAUAGCGACGCUAAGAUAGAAUUCAGAAUUGUAGGAAAUUCUUCACAGUACUUAGAUUUAUUCGAUCAUUUUUGCUAUUUCCGUGUAAAAAUAAUCUGCGGGGACGGAAAAGAUCUACCUGGCGAUGCUGACGUUAGUACAGCAAAUUUGUUCAUGCAUUCACUCUUUACGAAUUGUGAUGUUAGUAUCAAUCAACAAUUGGUGUCUACGAGUAAUAAUUGUUACAUGUACAAGGCAUAUAUGGAAACUCUAUUGAGGUUUGGAAGGGACUACAUUAAUUCUCAGGGAACUUGUCCCUUAUUUAUCUUAGAUACCGAGGAAGGAAAACUGGAUAAAGCAAACACUGGAUAUGAGGGAAGAAAAAAAUAUAUCGCAUCCUCGAGCCCUCUCGAGCUAAUUGAUAAAUUAAAAUUUGAUUUGUCCUAUCAACAACGUUAUAUAUUAAAUGACACCACUGUAAACAUUAGCUUAACACGGGCCACAGAACUGUUCUCAUUACUUUACCCAGGACCUAAAAGUGGGGAUCCUGAUCUGAACCCAAAGAUAAAAUUUUUGGAUGCAAGUUUAUUUGUGAGAAAACAUGUCCUUUAUCCUAGUAUCGUCCUCUCUCAUCAAAAACUCUUAGAUAGUGGCCAGAGUGCCAGAUAUCCUUUUAAAAAAUCUGAUGUAAAAUUCUUUUCAAUUCCGAAAUCGAGUCAAUCCUUCAUUGAAGAAAAUGUUUUCAUGAGCACUGUUCCGUCCAGAAUUAUAUUGUGUCUCGUCCCUAGUUCGGGUUUUAUUGGCGAUUAUAAAAUUAAUCCUUUUGUGUUUAAGAAUUAUAAAAUUAAUUUUAUUUCCUUGUCGGUAAAUAAUGUGCCAAUCCCAAUUAGAGGUUUAAAUCUCGAUUUCGAUAAUAAUGCGUAUUUACUACCGUAUUAUAUGCUAUUUUGUUCGCUUGGAAUUGCCGGACAAGAUCAAGGAUUAACAUUUGACCGGAAGAAGUUUGCUGAAAUGUUUACAUUUUUUGCUUUCGAGAUAAACCAUAGUGCGGAUUCGACGUUACAUCUAGAAAAAACUGGGUCAGUACGAGUAGAAAUAAAAUUCCCCUCAGCAGUUCCAGAAGCAGUUAAUUGCUUAGUAUACUCUGAGCAUCAACGUGUUCUCGAAAUAGAUAAGUUUCGACAAAUCAGCGUCCAGUAA